AUGAUUUUUGAAAAUUGCUUAUUAACCGAACUUGUUAAUUUGAACAAUUCGCUAAAUUUAAUUUCACCAAAUAUUCCCUCCGUUAAUAAUGAAGGUGUUGCUACAAUCAACGAUUCACAAAGUGCUAACACUGUAGAGCUUUCUAGAAAAUUGCUCGUGUUACAAGAAAAUUUAGAAUAUUCAAUUAAACAGGAACCUAAAGUUACUGCCGCUAGCAACAAUAUUAGAAAAAACAGUUUUAAUACCAACAGUGUAAAUAUUAAAUCCAUUAUUAAAAAUAUUAAUGCCCUACCCCAUUUUCAAUCAUCUUCAGAAUACAGUGAUAUUUUAACUUGGUAUUUGCAAUUUUUGAAAGUUAGUUCUAAUUUAAAAGUUGUUGAAGAUGAUUUAUCAUACUUUGAAUCUUUGUUAUCCAGCAAAAGAUGGCAGUUAAUCUAUAACAUUCAAACUUUCCCCAGAAAACUCUAUUUGGGUGCUUGCAUUUUGCAAAAAACCAUUAAAAAAUCAGGUUUCAAAGAUGGAAACAACAGCAAAUUAAGCGAUCUGUUUAGUGUAUCUAAUUUCAUGUCUAUACCAUUAUGGGAUGCUGAAAAGAAUUUUUUACACAAAUUCAAUUUUAAUCCACAUAGUCUACUAGAAUCACCUAAAUUGUUAUUUUUAAUCUUUAACAAUUUAUUAAAUGGAGAAAUUAAAUCUACAAUUGACAAAUUAAACAAGCAAAAACAGGAAAUUUUGGUGACUUAUGAAAAUUUAAUAAAUCAAUAUGAAAAUAAAAAAUUUGAAUCAUCACUGGGAGAACCCAAUAUCAAUGUUGAUUUCGUCAACAACGGCAAAAAAUAUGAUUAUUUAAUUACCAAAAAUUUGAUAAGUUUACAACCAAGUACUUCCGAGAGAUAUUGGUUAACGUUAACAGUUGCCUUUUACUAUUUACCCUUUAAGAUUAUUGGUAUAUGGAAGAAUAGAGUAAUAAUCUAUAAAUUUAUUAAAACCGAAAUGAUUGAUUUUACUAAAGGUUUGUUACUCAAUUGGAUAUGGAAUCCAUUGGUACAGAUAUGGAAUACGGUAUCACAUAGAGAGGAUUCUUCAAUGAUGGUUUCUAACCCACAAUCUUUAGCCAACGAAAAUAGCGCUUUACAAAAAAUGAUGGAAAAUUAUGUCAAACGUAAUUCUUCAGAUGUAGAAUUUCCUGACAACCAAACUGCUUUGUAUAAUGAUUUAUUGGAAAAACAUUUUUUGGAUAUUUAUGAGUAUCAAUUACAAAGCCCUUGGAAGUAUUUUUUCAACGGCCAACUAAUCCAAAGCGGGUUGAUAUUAGUGCAAAGAGCUAAAGUUGAGGCUGGUGUUGCCUUGAAUGGUAUUGACAAAUUAUUACAAUCACAGGAAUUGGUUUUUGAAUUUGCAGCUAUCUCACCUGCCAUAUUAAUUUGCUACAGUUUGUAUGGGGUUUUUAUAAAACCUUUAUUAUUUAAUGCGCCCAUUAAAAUUACCCAAACCUUAUCAAACUUGUUUCUAGGGAAACAAAAGACAUUAAACAAGAAAGAUAAGAUAUUGAGUUAUUACAAUGGGUUGUUAAAAUAUUCCUAUGACGAAAGUGAAGCUGCGGACAAUAAAGACAUUACCACUCUUAUUAGUCAAAAUUUUAUUUAUUUGUUAGAUAAUUUUGGUGAAUUAGGAUUAAAACUAAUUCCAAAGGAAAGACUUGACGAAUGGAGUCAAGAUAUUAUGAUUAUUUUCCAUAAUAGAAAAAACUCCAAAAUUUUGGAAAAACAAUUGAACAGAGUAUACCAAUCAUAUGGAAGAUAUUUCAAUUGA
This is a messenger RNA of Saccharomycodes ludwigii, 1812 nucleotides long. RefSeq names its product Nca2p (gene NCA2). NCBI's taxonomy places the organism in Eukaryota, Fungi, Ascomycota, Saccharomycetes, Saccharomycodales, Saccharomycodaceae. The transcript has a single exon. The record is from RefSeq and is a predicted model, not a curated record. Gene Ontology annotation, cellular component: mitochondrial outer membrane. Bases 1 to 1812 code for a protein of 603 amino acids.